Molecule: messenger RNA, 3830 nt
Organism: Dimorphilus gyrociliatus
Lineage: Eukaryota; Metazoa; Annelida; Polychaeta; Dinophilidae
Source: the annotation of a GenBank genome assembly
AUUAGUUGAAAGAAUAUCUUCAAAGGUAAAGAGAAUAUAAAAAAAAAACUUUCAAUUUUGUCUGCAAGAAGUUGAUAUACAUAUUCCUUUUUCUAUAAUGUAAUGAGAGAGAAAGAGAGAGAGAUCAUCAUAAAAGAUAUACAUUUUUAGGAAUAUUACACUAAAGGAACAUUUGAAACUUUGCAGGAUUACUAUAUGAUUUAACAAAACAAAUAACAGAUAUUCUUUUGUAUAAUUGCGGGUGACUCUGGGACAAACUCUGCAAACUUCUGCGAGGGCCAUGUUUAUUCAAUACUUACGUCUAUUUGUUUUGACUGCUAUCUUGCAAUACGUCAGCUGCAAUGAUGAAUGUCCAGUUACAGAGGAGAAUUGUCGAUGUAUUCCAAAAUUUUCUGGAACUAACUACACAUUUUGGAUUGAAUGCGAAAGGUUAGGCGUAAUUAACAGCGUUCCUGAAUUUAAGCAAUACUCAAGGCCUGUUCAAGUUUUACAAAUUAGAAAUUCGAAUAUAAAUCGUAUAAACAGCGAUGCAUUUAAAGGUUUAAAUAUUGAAAUAUUAAAAUUGUUCUCAUUGGGUAUACAGCAACUUGAUGAAAAUUCAUUUAGAGGAUUAGAAAGUUCAUUAAAGGAGCUUUACCUUGAUAACAAUAAAAUAUCCGAUAUUCCAGUAGGAUGUCUUCAAAAGCUCACCAAUUUGGAAUAUAUCGGUCUUGAUGGAAAUAGUUUACUGUAUUUCAUGGAAGAUAUUUUCCAUAAUUUAAAAAAGAUCGUUCAAAUAAAUCUCUUUAAUAAUCGGCUGAUUAUGUUACCUGAUGGCGCUUUUACAGACUUACAAAAUCUACAACUUCUAUUAAUAUACAAUAACGAUUUGAUUGAAUUGCAAUCGGAUUUAUUCAAAAAUCAAAAAAAUUUAAUCAAUUUAGACGUCCAUAGUAAUAAAAUAACGGAACUAUAUGAAACGACUUUCAGUAGUUUAGUUCGAUUGGAACGAUUGGACGUCUCUAAUAAUAAAAUAAAAUCAAUAAAAACUGGUACAUUAAAGAAUUUACGUAGUUUAAAAUUCUUGAAUGCUGCUAGUAAUCGAAUUACAACUCUACCAUCGGAAGGUUUCUAUUUUAAUCCAAACUUAGAAGAUAUAGAUUUAAAUAACAAUUUUAUUCAAUCAAUUCCUGACGACUGUUUUAUUGAACAAACGGAUUUAAAACGAUUAAAACUUGGAAAUAAUAAUAUUGGUUCUAUGAAAAAGAAUAUUUUCACUGGUCUAAUCAAUUUAGAAAUAUUAACUCUAUAUAACAAUUCUAUAAAAACAAUACAUCCUGAGACUUUUCGCGAUAAUAGAAACUUACAAAUACUGAGAAUACAGGAUAAUAAAAUUACUGAAUUGGAUAAAAGGAUAUUUGAAAAGAAUUCCAAAUUAAUAUCAUUGGAUCUAUCGAAUAAUAACGUUCAAUUAAAUCAUAUGGAAACCUUCCAUUCAAUGAAAACUUUACUAACUCUUAAACUUGGAAAUAAUCGAAUUGAACGUAUUCCAUCAGGAGUAUUUCGUCCACUUACGUACUUAUCUUAUAUGUAUCUAAAUGAUAACAAUAUAAAGAAUGUGAAAAGUGAAGAUUUUUCAACAUUGCAGAAUUUAACCUCUUUGGAUUUAAGUUCAAAUUCUAUUAAUUCUAUUGCUGAUAAUUCUUUUAGGAAUUUAAAAAAGCUUUCCAGUCUGAAUUUAUCUUUUAACAAAAUUCAAAAAAUUUCCAGAAAAUGGUUUGUCGAUAUUCAUAGACUUAUAAAUCUAUAUUUACAUAACAACGAGAUACAAAUAUUGGGGAACAGCGACUUUCAAGACUUGAAUGAUCUGGAGGAGUUGACUUUACAUAAUAACCAACUUAUCUCUCUUACAUCCCUAUCUUUAUCGCCUCUACCAUCCGUUAAGAUAUUAAGUUUAUCUGGAAAUUAUAUCAAAUCUAUCAGGAAAGGAACUUUUGAUAGUUUAAAAAGACUAAGAAAGUUAGAUCUUUCACUCAAUAAAAUUAAAACUAUUGAUGAAGAAGUUUUCUCCAGAAAGAUUAGAAAUCUUCAAGAAAUUAAUUUAAGAGAUAACGAUUUACAAACAAUUCCAAAAAGUAUUGGAGAAUUAUCAUUAAUUCAACCCGGUUUAUUAAAAUUGGAAGGUAAUCCUUUGAAUUGCUCUUGCGAUAUUAUUUUCCUCAGGGGUUCAACUAUGCCGAGUCGUAAUAGUACUUGUAUGGAUAGACAAGGCAAAAGGGGCUAUUACGUUAUUUGUAUGCCUGAUUUUGGCUGCCAGAGUGGAUAUAGUAUUCCAAAGUCUCAAGAAGAAUAUUGCAACAAAUAUGUACCUUAUAUUCCGUUAUUUACAACUUUACAACCACUAACUACAGAAGCGACAUCUAUUGCUACAACUGAAAUUAUAACAACUACGGAGAGUACAGCUGCCGACGUAGCAUCGACCGUCACCUCUAGGCAGAGUUCAACAACUUUGGCAGAAAUAUCAACUGCCACGUCUGUGCAAACAAAGCAGAAGACUACAAAAAUGCCUACCAUGAUGAAAGCGACAUCUACAGCAACGAGUAAGCUUACUUCCACUGACCCAACUACUGCGCCACCUACCUCCUUCAAAACGACUCAAGCAGUGGAGACAUCUACAGCCAUUCCAACAACCACCACUACCCGCCUAACGACGAAGACAACUCGAAAAGUGGAGACAUCUACAGCCAUUCCAAUAACCACCACUGUCCGUAUCACGACUCAGACAAACCGAGAAGUGGAGACAUCUACAGCUAUUCCAACAACCACCGUCCAUCCUACUCAAGCACGGGAGACGUCUACCACCGUUCCAACGACUGUCCAUCCAACAACUAAACCAGUUGUUGAGACAACCACUGCCAGUUGGACAACUCUCCCGCCUACAACUUUUUCAGGCACUAAACUGAAUAAGCAUAGCACAACCAUGCAAAAUGACGUCUCAUCAAUGAAUAUAUUAACAAAGGCGGAGACCUCAGUCAAGACUAAAUUUUCAGCAAUAACUUCAAAAAGUACAAAAACCCCUUCAACUAUUAUCACGCAUAGCGUAACUAAAAAUAACUUGGACGAGACGGAUACCACAAUGAUGACGUCUAAAAGAAUCACGAAAAGUGCUAAUGUUGAUACAACAAAAUUUAAUAGAAUUAGUCAAGAAACCUACGCUGAUUUAUCAACAGUAGAUUAUACUACACAAACGUUUACCCCCAAAAUAAAAGUUACAACUGAAGAUCCCACAAACAAAAACGAAGAAAUCAAAACAACACGAUCACCUACUAAAAACAAUCACUUACAAACAGAACAAACCGCUAUAAAUGAGAUGACCACACUAGCAACAGAACCACCCGCAGGAGAGAGAAUUUCAAAGAGUUCACUCUCAAAAACAGUUAUUAUAACUAUAAUUGUAUGUUCAGUUGUUGCCGUAAUACUUAUCUUCCUCGCUCUCCUUAUAUGUGUUGUCCUAAAGGCAAGAAGGAAAAUUACAACUGAAAAAGAAACAUCCGAUAAGUCAACUGUAAAUCUAACGGAAUCUCCACCAUUUCUAGACACGAUUGAAGAUGGAAAUUUAAAGAAUUUCGACGAUUUUACAAAUAGUUUAUCUGUUCAAUCGGAAGUUGUUACCAACGAUGUUAUAUACGUUGAACCAUUUGGGUAGACGCAAACUACAUCUACCCGUUUUCUUAUUAAUCGAUUAAAAUGCAUUUUCUUUUUGUUUUCAACUUAUUAAUAUAGUAUUUGUUAACUAGUUUUUUUUUUUUGACGAUUUAUAAAUACAUUUUAUAAGAAAAGAGUAACGAGAA